UUAAGUUUCUUUAUGUUAAGUCAGAUAGUUAUCCAAAGGGUCACAAGAUAAAUCUUUAGGGUUGUGAGAUGAUUAAUAGGUUAGGAAAGUUCUGCCUCACAAAUUUGUAUUCAGGUUUGGAAUUUUCUCCAAUCUUAAUAAUUUUACCUCUUUGGGCCUCAACAGUUAUUUAAAUGAAAUCAUCUGAGAAAUUAAGAAAGGAAAUCACUCUUUGUUGAAACUACAAACAACUGACAUCUGAAAUGUGACAAGUAGCCCCAACCAAAGAAAGGGUCAUAAGCCAAAAAGGUUGCUUUAACAAUUUACUGUAUUUUGUAAAUGUUUAAUAUAAAAUUUCAAUCUACAAAAUAACUAGUCACUAGAAUGUGGUGGAAUAAAAAGUACAAUAUUUCCCUCUGAAAUGUAGUGAAGUACUCUCAGUAUCAUAAAAUGUCAAAGUAUAAAAGCAGCAUGGAAUAGAUUUACUCAAAUAAAGUACAAGUACCUCAAAAUCGUACUGAAGUACAGCACUGGAAUAAUGCACACCACUGUGUAUAACUUAGUAAAAGUAAAGUAAAAAAGUAAAAGUCUAGAGGUGUUAGCAGAACAAUAUAAGAGUUUGAUCUGAUCUACCUUUGUAACACAAGUUCAACACACUCACUCAUAAAAGCUGAUGACAAAAGUCUGUCUUUUAGGCUACUGUUGGUAAGUCUAGGUUUGUAUGUGCAUGACCCACUGUCUGAGGUCAUGCUCAAGCAGCUUGUUUCUUGUUUUGAAACUUUUACACCAGCUUACCUGGCUUGACUCUAUCUAAAGGUGUCAAAGAACUUGAGUUUAGGGCAUGUUUGGACUGUAUUGAUACAAUGAGUCUUUGAACUGGGUCAGGUGUACUGUAGGUGCUGGGAGGUGCACAGGCAGGCAAACACCUGGAACACAAGCAGAACAAGAAAUAGAAGCAAAAAGAGGCAACAAUGGCAGUUGAGAAAAUGGAAAUGGAAGACACAGAUUCAACUCUGAUGGAGAGGGGCAGGAAGCCGCCUGUGGCCAGAACUCCCAACAAAUAUGAGAAACUGUUCCAGCCCUGCCUGGCAGAGAUAGUGGGGACCAUGUUCUUCGUUUUCAUCGGCUGUGUGUCUGUCAUCGAGAACGUGCCAGCAGCUGGACGGCUGCAGCCAGCCCUGGUGCACGGACUGGCGGUGGCAGUGAUGGUGGCAGUCAUGGAUAACAUCAGUGGCUCCCAUUUCAACCCUCCCUUCACUAUUGCCAUCUACCUGUGUGGAGGCAUGGAGCUGGCGAUGGUGGGACCCUACCUCGUCAGCCAGCUGAUUGGAGGAGUGCUUGGAGCUGGAAUGUCAAAGAUUAUGACGCCUACAGAGAGAUACAUCAACGCCACAGGGGCCGCGUUUGAUAUCCUCAAGUCAGAAAACCAGCUGUACGGAGCCCUCUUCGGGGAGGUGGCCAUGACCUGCUUGAUCACCAUGGUGGUGCUGCUGGUUGCAGUCAACGGCAAGACGAAAACCCCGCUGGCUCCUUUCCUGGUGGGCUGUACUGUCAUCAUUAACGUCCUGGCAGGGGGUGAUGUAUCAGGGACAUGUCUGAAUCCUGCAAGGGCUUUUGGCCCGGCUGUGAUGACCAACUACUGGGUGUACCACUGGGUGUACUGGGUCGGACCCAUAGGAGGAGGCCUGGUGGCCGCUGCUUUAGUCAGGCUCAUUCUCGGUGACCAUAAACUACGCGUGGUUAUGAAAUCAUAACAGCCUCUAUUGUAGGUUUAUUGCUCAGACGACAAUAAACCUGUGAACACUGUGUGUCCCAACAAAUAUCAGCAAUCAUUUCAUAAUGUCAUGUGGUCAAUUUGAUGCUGUAGUUUUCUUUUUUUUUCCUCUUUCAUGUGGAUUUUUCAGUAUGAAAUAAAGACAAAUGUACAAAACUUCGUGUGUUUCCCUCGUUGAUA
Thunnus maccoyii (southern bluefin tuna) is the source of this 1933-nucleotide messenger RNA. RefSeq names its product aquaporin-8-like. Gene Ontology annotation, cellular component: plasma membrane. Gene Ontology annotation, molecular function: water channel activity. Bases 951 to 1733 code for a protein of 260 amino acids. The record is from RefSeq and is a predicted model, not a curated record. The transcript has 6 exons. Lineage: Eukaryota; Metazoa; Chordata; Actinopteri; Scombriformes; Scombridae. Gene Ontology annotation, biological process: water transport; transmembrane transport.